This is a messenger RNA of Sordaria macrospora k-hell, 1194 nucleotides long. The record is from RefSeq and is a predicted model, not a curated record. NCBI's taxonomy places the organism in Eukaryota, Fungi, Ascomycota, Sordariomycetes, Sordariales, Sordariaceae.
AUGUUCAAGGAGAACGUCAACUGGGCACAGACUCAGGAGCGUGAGUUCCGCGUCUUCGCCUCCUCGCCCGACGAGAAGCGUCUCAGGUUCAAGCCCAUGCCCCCGUCCCAGCGCGCUUUCCUGCACAGUCUAGCCGAGGACUUCGGCCUCGACUCGGAGAGCCAAGACCCGGAGCCCCAUCGACACGUCUGCGUCUUCAAGACUCCGCGGUUCGUCGCUGCUCCCACUAAGACACUUGCGCAGUGCGCCCGUAUCACCAAAGCUGCCGCCGCCGCUCUUAAGGCCGCGGCAGCUCCCCCAGUCGUUGCUCCCCCGAAGCAGCAGCAAUCCUACAACGCGCUGUUGCUCAAGGAGCCCCGAUUUGGACUCACUAUCCAAGAGCUGGAGCAGGCGCUGUCCUCUGAUAUCAAGAGUGUCGCCAGAUCCGGCCUCACAGCCGUCUCAUUUACCACGAACUUCCUCCCCUCGGAGGAGAUACUAAUCAAAGCCGUGCCUGCUUCUACAGCAGCGGCUAUCGCCAACGCCACCAUCGCCCCGACGCCGCAGGCCGUUGAGUCUGCUCUCAUGACGCUCAAAUCUGCUGUCUCCAAGACGGUUACCCGUCUCAAGCUGGCAACCGGGGGAGUGGUCCUUUGCCACGCUGACGACUCAUUGAACGUCGCUCGGCGAGAGGCGGAGAGCGGGGCAGGUGGUGCUGGUGGCUGGAAUGCGGUUGCUAGUCGGGGGACCUGGAAACGGCUUGGAGGUGGUUCCAAGACGUCGGCAUCCGAGGCGGAGAAGGCGGCAGCUCCGUUGACAAGGUCAUUUGUUACGCUGAGGAAAAUCAUGGAGAAGAAGCCCGUGGUGGAGGUGAAAAAGGACCCGGAAGUGGUGGAGGAUGAUUGGGAGGUUGCUGCGGAGAAGGAAGAGGAAAAAGAGAGAAAGCACAACAGUGAUACUUCGGCAUCUGGAUCCGAAGCCGGAGCAGGCACUCCAGAAGAAGGAAGCCACGACGGCGAGUCGGUUCAAGAGGAAAACCGAGUCUCGGACGCAGACCAGAGUGUCGAGAAUGCUGCUGCGCAUGAGGAAAAUGAACCCAAGCCGUCCUCGUCGUCGGAUAGGGGAAGCUCAAUUGGAGAACAGGCUGAGCCUGAGGGUGAGAAUGUAACCGCUCCGGAGAUUGACAAGGCGGCUGCUGCUGGUAUAGAUGUGUAG